CAAGACUCAAGCAAGCAGAGAACUCCAACAACCCUCAUAAACGGUGACAAAACCAUAAAAGCAUAAAACCAUAAUCCAUCCUUUCCGAACCAAACCAACCAUGACAAUGCUAUCCAUAACAACAGCCACAAGCAAACCCCUCAAUAAUAACAGCAAGACGUCUAAGAUUGAAUGCCCCGCAACAAUGGCUCUAACUUCUCUCAUUGGCAUUAAGCGUGAUGCUACCUCUCUGAUGCUACCCUUGGUCGGUGAUCAGGCUUCGCAUUCAACUCUCAGUGAUGGCGUGGACUUCCCCAGCAUCGAAUGGCUCCACGAUGACGAUCAAGCAGCCGCCACACAGCAAGAUGCGAUGACUCGCGGCGUCAAUCAAUGCCUGCAAGAAGCCUUUCGCCUGGCACAAAGUUUUGAUACAUGUACUACUGUGUCCAUUGAACCGACAGACCGCCCCAAGAAGCGCCGUCGACUUGGCAGCAACACCACUACUGGAAUGUUGCGCUCUAAUGCGGUCCCUUGCAGCUUGGCUUCCUUGGCAGCAGCAUCGAAAUCCGAUUCAGACGAGCUGUUCCCGUCCACACUAAAGCCACUCUUGCCACUGUCACUUCCCACCACCCAUGAAAAGCUUUCGCCACUUGCCCAUGAAAAACUCUUGCCCGCACUCCUGUUUCGCGAUUCUACUAGUAUUCUGACGUUGAAGGAGUGUCCUUUUCCCAAGUCUUUCAAGUCUGCAUCUCGCACAUUGUCGUUGAACUGCAGAGUCUCUCCUCUGGCAUAACCAAGCGAGGAGACUUACUUGGGGGUUCCGUUUCAUUUUGCUGGCUUGUCAACGAGAACGAUCGAUGAUGAAGAUAUGGCGAACUUUUCCUGCUGCACUGCCAAACAACUUUUUGCACAUAUUUCCUUGCCUGCCGCCGCCAGUCUACAUGUACAUACUCAGCUGGCUGGCGGACUGGCGCUCAAGUUGUUGGCGUUUGCGAAUCACCAACCCACGGCAAACUCUUGUCUAUGCAUAUACGAUACUACUCCUCUUCUGCCACACCUUGUAUAUAUUCAGUGGCGAGGAUUACAAAAAGACAAGAGAGCCAAACAGCAGCAGGAUUUUGAAUCCACCAUCGUCCUCAUUCCCGUCUUCUUACGAACCGGGGCUACUCUAUUCGUUUCUGGGCAGCCAUUAGAUUUUACCAUUACUAAUAACUACUCUAGCUCAUUAUUCAAUCGCAU
Molecule: messenger RNA, 1218 nt
Organism: Seminavis robusta
Lineage: Eukaryota; Bacillariophyta; Bacillariophyceae; Naviculales; Naviculaceae
Source: the annotation of a GenBank genome assembly